AUGACAGAACUUGAAAAGUGUUUCGAUAAUUAUGAUAAUGCAGGAGGUACUGUUUUAAGGGCUUAUCAAGGUGUAUGUAUUCUUUUCCAAUUCUUUACAAUUCGUUUAGGUCAGGAAGAUGGUUCAGUAUGGAGUUCGUGGACUCCGUGGGGCAAAUGUCGGAAGUGGAGAAGCGAAGACCCACAGCCUCUGAUGAAGAGACAUCGGAUGUGCACUGCUGAAAAUAUAGAUGCUUGCAUUACUUUAACGAAUGAGCAUGCUCCUUUUGAAUUGCAAAGUAGACCUUGUACUGGACGGAAUUACAAGGUUGCUUAUUGGAGUAGAUGGAGUGAAUGGACAGCCUGCGUUGCAAAUGGGAUUGGAAAUCAACAAAGAAGUCGUACGUGCAAAGGAGACAGAGAAAUGGCACAUAAAUGUGUCGGACCGCCUAAUGAAGAUCGUUUGUGUCUAAGGAUGGCGACGGAGAACCGACAAACUUUAAAUUUUAAAAUUAUCAAUUUGAACUACCGCUACAGAUUUGAGCUGCAAAAUCCAAGAAAGAUUUAUUAUUACUACGAACUCAUUGGUGAUAGUUAUGCAUAUCUUCCUGUAGACGGAACAAGUCCUUGGUAUGAUCAUACUACAAAUACUGUCUACGGUAAUAUUGGUCUUGCUAUGGCAAAGCAUGGAAGACCAGGUGACGUAGCUGCGCGUAAAUCAGACAUGAUUGCGGGGACAGGCGUCGCAGGUGGUUGUUUUACAUUGUGGUUUCAUAUGUACGGUAUUCACCAAGGUUCAUUUAGUAUUCACAUAAAGUCUCAGGAAAGAGAAAAAGAGCUGUUCAUACGACAUGGUGACCAAGGCAAAUAUUGGGUUCCUGUUGCUUUAGCUAUUAACAGCCCAGCCCAAUUUGAGCUGGCAAUAAAGGCCACCCGUGGUAAUGGACCUUUGGGAGAUAUUGCUGUUGAUGGGAUAUAUUAUUAUGCUGCAAAAUGCAUCGGAAAUACAUCCCCAAGACAGAGCACUUAAGCUUCAAGUUAUUUUCAAGUUAUCAUCUAUGGAUCCAUAGAUAAUUUAUUGAAAAAUCAAUCUAUUAACUAUGUUUUCAACAUAUAUAAUUUUUUAACGUAUUUAAUAAAUAUAUUUUUAACAUGUUUAAACGUGUUGAAUGUAUAUUUAUAGGCUACAUGGUUAAAAAAUAUGUAUAUUUGAUAAAAAAAAGAUAAAA
Hydractinia symbiolongicarpus is the source of this 1207-nucleotide messenger RNA. RefSeq lists its product as uncharacterized. NCBI's taxonomy places the organism in Eukaryota, Metazoa, Cnidaria, Hydrozoa, Anthoathecata, Hydractiniidae. The coding region runs from base 1 to 1008 and encodes 335 amino acids. The transcript is spliced from 7 exons. The record is from RefSeq and is a predicted model, not a curated record. Gene Ontology annotation, cellular component: membrane.